AAAAGGAAAGACGGCUGCUUUGAGGCGAACCAGCUUCCUGGUUUGUGUGUACGCGUGUUUAGUGCUGUAAAGUCGGUUAUUAUCAUCAUGCAAUAUAAAUAAAUAUAAAUAUAAGCGCGAUAAACCCCAGCAGGGCGCUGAUCGGCGGGGGGAAGUGUGCAGAGGUGCUCGGUGGCUGGGUUGGAGUAAGCUGAGGUCCAGCCUGUCUCUGUUGAUCUCUCAGAAAUCCGGGGAUUUUAAAGUGUUUAUUUGUUUUAAUCCUAGUUUUGGGACAUGACUGCGGAGUUAUUAUCUGAUUUGAACAGCCGCUUUUUUGCGGAUAAUCUGCUGACCAGUGAAGACUGGGAUGCUUGUCUGUAUCAGUGUGAGAAUAUGGAGGAGGGUGAAGACGGGCUGAAAUAUGACACACUGCUUGAUGAUGACCUCGUGUUGACCCUUGACCCAGACAACCCCAUGGCACCAUGGAAACACCUGGAGAACAAGCUGCUCGAAGAUGACUUGCCGGUUAUGAAAGACGACAUGACGAUAACGCAGCCGCUGCCCGUGGACAUGUUGUUCCAGGUCAAGGCCGAGCCUCCGUCUCCUUCGUCCUCUCCAACUUCAGACAGCUCGCUACCGUCCUUACCUGAAGCUCAGGUGAAAGGUGAAAACCCUCCCACACCCCCCUACAUGUAUGGAGAUGUUCUCUCACCACCUGUGGGCGCCAUGGAGGUUACUGUGGCAACUGCAGCCCUGCCCCCUCAACAAGCUCCACCCACACUUCCUGUUCCUACAGUAGCACAGACCACUGUGAGCGCUGGCUCCAUUCUGAGCAGUAAGCCUGUGCUACAGCCGAGGCCAGUGUGUGUAGCUGCUAAAACUCUGAUCCUGCAGGGAACACCCCCAGUGGUUCUGUCCCCGUCGGUGUGUUUGGGUUCUGCUCCGGCCAUUGUUAAAGUGGAGCCUGUUUCUCCCAGCAUGCACUGCACCAGCCCUACGGCCCCGCCUGCCAGCAAGCCCAUCAUCCCAGCAUCCUCUCUGCCUGGCAGCAACUGCAGUGACAUUGAUAUGAAGGUGCUGAAGCGUCAGCAGAGGAUGAUAAAGAACCGUGAGUCUGCAUGUCAGAGUCGGAAGAAGAAGAAGGAGUACGUACAGAACCUGGAGGCUCAGCUGAGAGAGGCACAGCUGGAGAACGAACGCCUACGCAGAGAGAACCACACCCUGCGACUCAGACUCGCCAGCAGAGAGGGUGCUGAAUCGGGCACCAAUAAGCGAGCGGUGUGUGUGAUGGUGGUGCUGCUGUUCAUCACCUUCAGCUUCGCUCCUGUCAGCAUCACGGACAGGAAGUUGCCGUCUGCGCUGGAGGAAGGAGAUGAGCUUCAUGCGGGGAGACGCCUCCUGGUAUACGAGACGGCUCAGGAUCCAGGCCGGGUGGUGAGUGACAGAGUGACGGAGGACAGGCUGGACAGUGAGGAGGAGAUGGGGGAGGACAGGUGGAGAGGACAGGUGGAGAGGGAGAACACCGACACCUUUCAAUUCAGGAACGUGAGCAGUGUGUUCAGUGAAGUGAAGGAUCUCGUUUUACAGGACAUCGACAGGCUCUUCUCCUCCUCUGACUGCAGACAGUUCAAUCGCUCCGAGUCACUCAGGCUGGCUGAUGAGUUGCGUGGUUGGGUUCAUCGCCAUCAGAUCAACAGGAAGAAGACAAACCGCAAACCCAAGAUUGCACAGAAGGCAAAAAUAGCACAGCAGAAAGCUCAGCACAGGAAGACAAACUUCUCGCGCUACCUCCCCAUCGAGACUCACCGCUCCAUCGAGAGUCAGCUGCAGCUCUUACCCGGCCCUGAAGUGAGCUAUAGUGACUUCCUGGAUGCCAUUGAUCGGCGUGAGGACACGUUUUAUGUCGUCUCUUUCAGACGGGAUCAUCUGCUUCUUCCAGCGAUCAGUCACAACAAAACCACACGACCCAAAAUGUCCCUCGUCAUGCCUGCCAUGGCAGUCAACGAGUCGGUGUAUAACUCGUCUCAGGGUGGAUAUGAGCUCAUGAUGCAGGUGGACUGUGAAGUCAUGGACACCAGAAUCAUCCCCAUCAAAUCCUCUGUGGUCCCACCCUCGCUUAGAGACACACCACCCACCCCUCCGUCUCACCACCAUCAUGGCAACCACACCCGGCAACCACAUGGGGGUGGGGCUUCGGCGAGCAGGCAGCCCCUGCCUGUCAGGAGGAGGGGGGUGGAGUUUCUGAUCACACAGUCAGGAUCGUAAUGAAAUGGAGAAAAAGGGGAAGUACACACACGCGCACAAUAUAGAGAUUUUUAAAUCCCAGAAUUCCCCACCACUCAUCACCCAACUCCUGCGGUUCCACUAGCAAAAUGUAACCCUGGGAUUGUCCAAAUCUCAUGGCAUUGAAGAUAAAGAAAUAGAACGAUGUUUUAAACGCUCGAAAGUUACGCUUGUUUCUAUGGUAACCUUGACACUGUAAGUCUUUACAAGCUUCGACCAUAGGGUUACACUGUAGCUGUAACCAAUUUCCACUGGGUGAGUAGUUAAAGUCUCCCCAAGAAAACCCCAAAGCAUUCUGCGGCACAGGUUCCCAAACCCCCAAGAAUUCCACCGGAUGGGUCACCAGACCCCAAACCAUUCUGUGGCACAGGUCCCCAAAUCUCCAAGAAUUCUGCAGCACAGAUCCGCAGACCUCUAAGAAUUCUGCAGCAUGGGUUCGCAGAUCCCCAGAAUUCAAUCAUAGAGCUUACCAAAGUCCCCAAAUCCCUGUGUACAGCUCUGGGAGGUUUUCUAGGUGUACUAGGAAAUUUGGGGAGUUCAGUGAUCCAUACAGGUCUCUAAAUUCCUAGAAUUCCCCAGCAUGGGUAGCUAAACUCAGAAUUCCAGUAUACAGUACAUGUAACCAAAAUACCAUGAUUAUGCUGUAGGAGUCCGUAAAUUCCCAGGAUUCCCCAGUAGAUGGCACCAACAUCCCAUAAUUUCCCAGUAGGGAUCAGUAAACUCACAGAAUUCCCUUGUAUGGAACACCAAAUUCCCAUGAGAGACCUUAAUGAGUGUGUGCUGUAUAUUUUUGUCUAUUUUUUUUUUUUACUUCCUACUUGAUGCCAGUCAUCACUGUUGGUUUGUUUUUUUUAUUGUUUUAUGUUUAUGAUUUGAGAAUCAUACUGUGCUUUUAUUUUAAUGAGAAACAUAUGAUCAAUGCAGAUAUCAGUUACUAUGUGAGGGAGGAAAACGGAAUUUCGGAAAAGUUUGGAAUUGUAUCCCAAAUAUUUGUGUGCUUUUCUGUUGGCGUCCAUUCUGAUGUAACAAAGUCAUGAUGCUUUAAAUGCUGAAACUAGCACUGUUAGGAUGUAAAAUAACCACUGUUCGAAUGGAUUCUGCGUGCGCUGGUAUUUGUGGGCGGAGCCUGAAUCCUGAUCUGAGCACACAGGAAGUGCCGAUUGAGAACUCUGACCCGGACUUCACCUGGCAGUGUGAAGGUUAAAGCUCCAGUUGUUGUAGAAACGCGUCGACAGAGUCUGAGCUUGUAAUAUAGUGUAUAUUUAAAACCGGUUUUUAUUUGAUAAUCUUAGCUGCGUAUAAUUUUGACACUUUAUUGUUGUAAUCACGUUUAAAGGGAGCUUUAUACACGUUUAUAUGUUUGUUAUUUAGACGCAGCAACUUUGGAUUACAAACCCAACGUGGUCGCUUGUAAAUAACGGGAGUUUGCGAUCUGACCAUGUGCACUUCUUCACUCUCACUGUUCCACUUUUGCUUUAGAGAACUUUUUUAACCAAAAAGAAUCUUAUUUUUCCUUCAUCCAACAUGUAAACGUUUGUUUUGUCCGACUCCGUUUUAUAAAUUCUGUCCUGAAGACUGCGAUGUGGGGAAAGAAGAUCCUGAGACGAUCAGAGAUGUUUCAGAAGGAAAAUGUAAUGUAGAUGUACGUUUGCUAACAAACAAAAGGAAAAAAAGUACCGCAUUAUUACAAUGUCUUUUUAAAAAAAAAGUCUGUGUUGAAAAUCUCCCGAGAUAUCAGUACAGAAAGAGUUUAUAAACGUGAAGCUGGAUGGGGUUUUAAAAAUCCUGAUGCAAAAACACGCAUUGUGAUAAAUUAUAUCACAAAAUCGUCGUCAUGUAUGAUCAUGAUCAGAUUGCCCUGCCCUGAUAUUUAUUAUACAGAGAGACGGAUAUAAAGGCACGUGCUGGAUUAAAAUCUAAAUUUCUCAACUGUAAAUAUAUGUAUAAAACAAACAAACAGUACCAGAAAAGAUCACUGAUUUCCAGCACACGCCUCUAUAUAUUUGUGUGUGUGUGUGUGAGAGAUAUAGACCUGUUCCUGAAGUUAGCCAUCAUAAGACAUUCCUUCUAGUCAUCAUCACUCACUCACACACACGUUUAUACUCGCUGAUGUAAAUACAGUUUGCUUUUUUGUGUCCUUUUAUAAAAGUAAUUUAUGUUUUUGUUUCUCAGCUGUGUGUAAGUUUAUGAAGCCCUGUGUUUUUUUUGUUUGUUUCAGACCGAUAAGAACCUGCUAAAUAAAUAUUUAAAAAGAGAGAAGUGUGUGUAUGUGAGCUGAUUCAUGUUCUCGAUGUCCUGCUGAGUUCAUCUGAAUAAAUUUGCAUUUAUUUGAGUGUGA
Neoarius graeffei (lesser salmon catfish) is the source of this 4600-nucleotide messenger RNA. RefSeq names its product activating transcription factor 6 beta (gene atf6b). The record is from RefSeq and is a predicted model, not a curated record. NCBI's taxonomy places the organism in Eukaryota, Metazoa, Chordata, Actinopteri, Siluriformes, Ariidae. Gene Ontology annotation, biological process: endoplasmic reticulum unfolded protein response; regulation of transcription by RNA polymerase II. The transcript is spliced from 17 exons. Gene Ontology annotation, cellular component: nucleus. Gene Ontology annotation, molecular function: RNA polymerase II cis-regulatory region sequence-specific DNA binding; DNA-binding transcription factor activity, RNA polymerase II-specific. Bases 274 to 2244 code for a protein of 656 amino acids.